Molecule: messenger RNA, 726 nt
Organism: Armigeres subalbatus
Lineage: Eukaryota; Metazoa; Arthropoda; Insecta; Diptera; Culicidae
Product: protein yippee-like
Exons: 2
Coding region: 117-464 (115 amino acids)
Cellular component (GO): ubiquitin ligase complex
Source: RefSeq, a predicted model, not a curated record
AAGAUCAAAAUCAAAACAAAGGAAGCGAUUAGUUUGUCACCAAUCAUCAUUACAAGUUCCAGCAAAAUCUGCGAAAGUGCAUUGAAAGUCGUCCAAUUCCUCACCAAAAUCUCACCAUGGGUAAGGUAUUCCUUGAGCACAUCGGGGGCCAGAAGCUGUACUCCUGCUCGGCCUGCGAAACCAAUCUGACCAACAAACGGGAACUGAUCAGCACUCGAUUUACGGGGGCCACCGGAAGGGCCUUUCUCUUCAAGCGGGUCGUCAACCUGACCUAUUCUGCGGUGCAGGAUCGGGUCAUGCUAACCGGACGUCACAUUGUUCGGGACGUGAUGUGUAAAAAUUGCAAAGCCAAGCUCGGCUGGAUGUACGAAUUUGCGACGGAGGAGUCCCAAAAAUAUAAAGAGGGAAAAGUGAUUUUGGAACAUGCUUUGAUUAUCGAGUCUGAGGGCUUUCCAGAAGUGUGACCAGGCCCGGUCGAUCCUGCCGAAUUCUAAAGCUAAAUAAUAAUUAUUGAUGCAAUUUUAUCAUAGAUUAAGAAAUGUUCAGAAACAUAAUGUAGAUUUAGUACUGAAAGGAUACUUUGAACCCUAUUUAAAAUUAUUAAACUUUCGCAUGUAGAAUUAGAACUAGAUUGUGUAUUAAUAAUCAUCUCAUAAAAUGAUCACUAUAUCGAUGUUUAUUCCAUUCGCAAUGAUAAAAUAAAGGUAAUUCUAAAAACAAAACUGA